UUUGUUUUGUUUUUAACUUUAUUGAAAACUCCUUUGCAUUUGUCUAAUUUUGUCUGUUUAUGUGUUACUGUCCAGCAUAGCGUUAGUUGAAAUGAUGUAAGUAUACUCAAAAUCAAAGUGCGUAAUUGUUACUGAUAAUGCAAGAAUAAUUGAUUCAUACUGUUUAUAAUUAACAGUAUAUAAUGUUUUGUGCAUGGGUUGGAUCUAUCCCUUUUAACUUUUCCUUUCUGAUUCUUUCCGACCCCUGGUCUUGCCGCAUCCCAGGCUUUCUGAACCCGCUGGUUUCACUAGAGUCUAGUCCAUUCUUCCUUUUGUUUUUCAGAGCAGUAAAAAUGGGAAGUACUGGAUUCUGGUUUCCUCCAAGAAGAGUCAGCGGAACUGGUUAAGACCAAAAUCUGAGGACUUUAGUGGGCAAACAUCAGUCCCCUUUUGCUUUCUUUUACGACCACAUGAAACUUGAGAAGCCAUCUAAAGCUAAAUCAUUUAGUGGAGUUGGGCAAUUCCCAAGUGUCCAACAAGAAGGCCUGGUUUAGGCUGCGAUGGCCACUGUCAUUCCUGGUGAUUUGUCAGAAGUAAGAGAUACCCAGAAAGUCCCUUCAGGGAAACGUAAGCGUGGUGAAACCAAACCAAGAAAAAACUUUCCUUGCCAACUGUGUGACAAGGCCUUUAACAGUGUUGAGAAAUUAAAGGUUCACUCAUACUCUCACACAGGAGAGAGGCCCUACAAGUGCACACAACAAGACUGCACCAAGGCCUUUGUUUCUAAGUACAAAUUACUAAGGCAUAUGGCUACUCAUUCUCCUGAGAAAACCCACAAGUGUAAUUAUUGUGAGAAAAUGUUUCACCGAAAAGAUCACCUAAAGAAUCACCUACAUACACACAAUCCCAACAAAGAGGCCUUUAAGUGUGAAGAAUGUGGAAAGAACUACAACACCAAGCUUGGGUUCAAACGUCACCUGGCUUUGCAUGCCGCAACAAGCGGUGACCUCACCUGUAAGGUAUGUUUGCAGACUUUUGAAAGCACAGGAGUGCUGCUAGAGCACCUAAAAACUCAUGCAGGCAAGUCAUCGGGUGGAGUGAAGGAGAAAAAACACCAGUGUGAACACUGUGAUCGUCGGUUCUACACCCGAAAGGAUGUCCGUAGACACAUGGUAGUGCACACUGGAAGAAAGGACUUCCUCUGUCAAUAUUGUGCACAGAGAUUUGGGCGGAAGGAUCACCUAACACGCCACAUGAAGAAAAGUCACAACCAAGAACUUUUGAAGGUCAAAACAGAGCCAAUGGACCUUCUAGAUCCCUUUACCUGCAAUGUUUCUGUGCCUAUUAAGGAUGAGCUGCUUCCAGUGAUGUCUUUACCUUCCAGUGAACUGACAUCAAAGCCAUUUACAAACACUUUGCAAUUAAAUCUCUACAACACUCAGAUUCAGUCCAUGCAGAGUUCUGCAUCUGCACACCAAAUGGUUGCCACGUCAUUACCAUUGGGAAUGCCUUGUCCAAUAGAUAUGGAAUCUGUCCACCCUUCUCACCAGCUAUCUUUGAAAUAUCCGCUCAGUUCUACCUCAUAUGCAAUUUCUAUGCCUGAAAAAGAACAGCCAUUAAAAGGGGAAAUUGAAAGUUACUUAAUGGAGUUGCAAAGUGGUAUGCCUUCUUCAUCGCAGGAUUCACAAGCAUCUUCAUCAAAACUAGGGCUGGAUCCACAAGUAGGGCCACUAGAUGAUGGGUCUGGGGAGGUUUCCCUUUCCAAGAGCUCCGUUUCUAUUAGCGAACCUCUAAACACCCCAUCGUUGGACUUUUCUCAGCUGUUCAACUUCAUACCUGUAAAUGGCCCUCCCUAUAAUCCUUCCGUUUCAGUGGGAAACCUUGGAAUGAGUUAUACGCAAGAGGAGGCACAUUCUUCUAUGACUCAACUUCCACCACAAACACAGGAUCCACAAGAUCCUAGCAAUAGUAUAGGUCUUGGGUCUCUGCACUCAUUGUCAGCAGCUUUCACAAGCAGUCUAAGCACAACCACCACCCUACCACGAUUUCAUCAAGCUUUCCAGUAGGAUGUACAAAGCUGGCUUAUUACUGUCUAUUUGUAGAAAUGCCUUAGGUGACCAUUUUUAACUUAGUGCCUACAAUAAGACAUUAUAAAUUCUCUGCUUUUGUACAGUACCGAUCUCAUGAAGCCAGUAAGAAAUUUAAAUUAACUUUUAAAAAAUGUUUUGAAAGUGUUUAUUCUCAACUGUUUACUUUGUUUUUUAAAAAAGUCUCAUUGUAUUGUUUUCAUUUUCACUGCCAAUUGACACACACUUAAAAUACUCAAUAGAAAGUCAUCCCUACCAAACUUUUUACACUCAUACCUUUUUAAAAACUUUUUCAACCGCAUCAGUCAUUCUGUUUUGGUGAUUUCAAUGGUAGAACUACCAUUUUUACUUUUUAUGUAUUUUAAUAUUUGCAAAGAAUCUCGUUAAAGUAUAUAUCGCACAGAUUCCUGAAGAUUUGGGAAAAAAAAUCCCCCAGUCCCUUUCCGAAAAAACCUCCCUUCCCAAAUGGCAACAUCUAAUCUGUUCUAUAAUGACAAAUCUAAAUUUUUAAAAUAGAUAUAUAAAUCAGAUUUUUCUGAAAACUUGUGUGUGUAUAUAUAGAAGUCCAUAUAUACACAUGUACAUAAAUAUAACGUUUUGACUUAUAUUGAAGUCAUUAUAAAAGGUGUUAGGAAUUUGGCCAUUUUCUGGCUUAAAUUGCUGUGGCCUGUUAGGAAUAUUGGAAGAAAAUAAAUUUAAUUUAAUUUUCUAAAACCGUGAUUUAACAGAAUUUGAGAGAAUCUCUGCUUGCUAAAUGACAAAUGUUUCCAGUUGAAAUUGGAACUAUGUUGUGCUUUCAUGACUCUGGUAGAGGGAAACAGGCAAAAACAAUGGCUGAUCUUGAAAUAUAAAAGUGUUGUAAUUUAGUAAUGCAGAAUAUUUUGUCGCAGUUUUUGUUUUAAUUCUUAACUUGCUGUUUUUUUCUCUUUAGUAGCAUAGAAAGAGUACCGCAUAGGAAUCUUCCGAUAGUGUAUUCACAUUUGUAGGCAUCAGUCUCCUCCCAGCUGCCACCGCCAAAGGGUGGAUCAAGUCCAGCCAGAAAGUGUUUAUCGAUUGUCAGUUCAAUACUAGUGUGCAGUCAGAGAGUGAAUGUAAAUUUGCAAAUACCUUUUUUUUUUUUUAUUGGAAUGAACUUUUCAGUUGUGUUACAUGGUGUGUUAUGUCCUCCUAAGCAACAAGUUAGAUGUUAAUCACGCUUUCUACACCUGGGUACUUGGUUUAGGGACGUUUUUCCCGUUGCCAAGAUUUAAAGACAGGACUCUUAGGAGUGAAGUAAAAGCAUAUUGCUUACACCACUUUUACCUAAUACAAUAUAUUCUAUUCCCCAACCCCUAAUAACCAAAAGAGGGGGAAAAAAAAAAAGAAACUGUGAUGCAUGAAAGCAAACUAGAUUUGCUGUAAUUCAAUACUAACAUUCUUUUCCUUGUCAUUUUUGUACAAGGAAUUAAAAAAUAGAAACCAAGUACAUUAAUAUCUCUCAAACAAUAAUGAGGAUUCUUGUAAGGUUUUAAGUGGUUAAACUAAAUAUAUACUUCACGGAAACAAAAGUUGCUCCCAUUUAAGGAGCUUAUGCUCCGGAUGUUUUAUCAGUAGCUCCUACUUUUUUUUUUUUUUAAUUCUAGGAGCAAUAUGCAGGUGUAGUUUUACUAUUUUAUACAUAUGUGUAUUUAAAUUUUAUUACUGAAAGAUAACAUUUUUAUAAAUGUGUUUGUGUUCCAAAGGCAUUAAAAUAAGGAUGUAUUAAUAAGGAAAAUACCUUUUUCAAAUUCUGCAAACUACUCCUAGAUUUUGGGCUUAGGAGCAUAUUAUCUCAGAGUGGGCUUUUAGCUCUGCUUCAGGACUGCUUCCUCUGGUUUCUAUGAAACAGAUCGCUUGCUUAUUUACAUCUUUAGUUGAAUGAUUUGUUCAAUAUUGCUUUUUUCUCAUCAUCUUUUUAAAGGAAAGCAAAACACUUACAGACAAACAGAGCACAAGGCAAACGGAACAGAAUGUAAUUCUAGUUUAAAUCAGCAACCGCAAAAGCACGUAGGAGGAACUUGGUUUUAUUCUCAAACUCUUAAAUCACUCUGAGAUGGAGGUAAACGGACUUGGUUCCUCCGGUGGGCUGUGUCCUGUGUGGAACUGAGCACCUGCGACUGCCCGUGGGGUCCAGGGGUGUUGUGAGCGCUCAGCAUCUCCCGGUCUGCCCGUCGUGUCCGAGACUGUCAGGCAGCCGAGGCGCUUGCAGCCUCGAUGGCCAGGGCUGUUUGCGCUGGGCACCGUACGGCUGCACGUACCCACGUCACAAAUUUCAAAUCUGUCGGGAGUUUCUGUUCUGGCGCAGAGGAAGUUCCUUCUUCAAGUGUUGCAAAUUAGUUUAAUCUUGACUGCCACUGCCAGUGCAGGAUAUUCUGACAGACUAAUCGCCACAUUGCCCAAGGGAUUUGAUGUGGUGUAUCUAACGUGGAGCAAAAGACGGUGCCGUCUGUUUAUCAGUCUCAGUUGCUGAUUAGACUUGAUUAAAAAAAACAACAGACACUUUGCCAACACCCAUUUCUUAGUACGUAGCCAGAGUCUUUACUACUUUCUUAGUGCCUUAGCUUCCUGAAAAGGGACUGACAUUUCACUUCACAGUUAGACAGACAUUUCACUUGAGAAAUAGGGACCUCAGACAAGAUAUUGAACCUCAUUCAGUCAGGGUUUCGGUUGGUGGCCGCAUGCAGUAUGCUUGCCGCUGAACUAGGAUGUAUGAUUAUGUGGAAGCGGAUUGACACUGUAAGCAAUAUUAACAUGCUAGUGCUUUUGAAUAUUGUUUAGGCAGAGUCGUUAACUGGCCACUACUAAAAUGUAAUUUUUUAAACCCUGUUUUCUAGAUUUCACGUUGAUUCUUUGAGGGAGGGGGGAGGGCUGGCUGAUCAUGCACCACUCUUUGUGCAACUGCUAAACUUCUAGUAAGGUUUUUUUUAAAAAAAAUAUAUAUAUAUUUUUGUGUACUUGUUGCUUGUGCUUUAUUUAGUAGUAAAUUGUGGAAUAGAGUGAUUUAUUGUUAAUUUGGCAGUAGCGGUUUUUAAAAACCAUAUACUGACUGAAACAUGAGCCAGAGCUGAUUGCUUUAUUAAGCUAAUAAUGAAUGUUAAGAGUACAUAUUUUCAGGAUCAUUUGCCUAGUGAGCUAAACAUGUAUUAUAGGCCAAUAUUUUUUAAAAUAAAGCUUGGUCAACCUCUAUGUUACACAUAUUACAAGAUAUAGCACUUUCAAAAAGAAAACCUAAACCUUUUAAGAAAAUUUCUUACAGGUUAUGCUUUUUAUUAUAAAACCUUUUAUUAUAAUUUGUUUCAAGUGCCAUUAGAUUACAUAUAUGUAGGCCUUUGGUAUAAUGCUUUGUGUACAAAAUGGUAGACAUUGUAAUUUUAAACAGGUACAUUUUUACAGUGUUUUCUUAUCAAUUUGCUAUAUUGCACAGAACCAGUGUGUCUUUCUUAAGGGUUUUACAAUGGUUUUUACUAGGUUUACAUGUUUCAAACUACACUGUCUUCUACUGCCAUUUUGAAUCCCAGUCAAAAAAUAUUAGGAGUUCAUCCUCACCAGUUGUAAACUGUGUCCUCUGGAGUUUCAGAUGAUAAACUUGCAAAAAUAUUUAACACGCAGUAUUUGACCUGGAUUUUUUAUCAUAUCCUAUCAUCGCUAUGCUGCUGUCUGAAGUUAACUUAGGGCCUGAUCCUGCAUCCGUAAACGUCAAGGGGAGCAGGAUUGCAUCCUUGGUUAUGUCUGUCUCAUACACUGGUUUAGCAGCUCCUCCUAUAUUCUUCUCAGUCUGUAGAUAAGCCUCUGAAAUACCUGUACUUAUCUGCUAGGAAGUAAAUUGUGUAGACUUAGCUGCCCAUCCUGCAUCCUCCCAGUGUACAAGUAAAACCACAGCCUACUUAGUGUUACACCCAACAAAGAAAUAAUGCCACAGUAGUUAAAAGUGUGUUUGGAUAGUCUCAAAGUUUUUUUAUGUCAUAAGGGUGUCUUAUUUUGUUGGAAGGCAGUGUCUUUUGAUAACAGUUAUCUAGCCCUGGAAGUGACACAGAACUAUUGCUAAUCAUAUGUAAACACUUUUCAGUAUAAGCUUCAGUGGUACAGUUGAACCAGAGUGAAUGUUUAUCUCCUCAGAAACACUCCUGCAAUAUUGUUAUAUUGGAUCAUGCUGCUAAUGUAACUUGGGAUACAACUCCUCUCAUGGUGCUACAAACCUCCCUGUCUCAUUCAGAUGUAUUUUUACCCAUAGAAAAAAGGACUAUACUAGACCUAUAGUUGUAUGAUAUAUUUUUAUACUGUGACUUAAUUUGUCAUUAAUGAACUUUGUAAAACACCACAAUGUAUUCAUAUGCACUUGCAAAAGUAAAAUUUUGGACAUGCAAAUUCAAACGCUGACAGCCCAGCUCUUGUUCACAAAAGUAGAAGAUGACUGUUAGUUAAAAUUAAAUGUGGGCUUUUGAUAUGGUGUGGAGUGAAGAACAUACUAUAUGUUACUAAAAGCCUUUGACUUUAGAUAAAAACUGGGAAAGUAUAUUGGGGAAUGAUGACACACCCAAACCUGACUCGGAUUGCUGAAAUUAUUUUUUUAGCUAGUGAAAAAAUUGUUUGGACUUGUAUGCUAAAGUGUUUUAAUGAUAAAAGUUUUGAGUCAAAAGUAGAGAAAAAAGAACACAGAAAACCCUGCAUUCCAGACUGAAUUUGUAUAUGUUUCUUGCAUUUAAAAUUUGCUAUCCUGUGAUAUGGGAAAUCGAGUUGCUUAUCAUGUAUAUGUACUUUAAAAUGUAUUCACAAACUACUGUUGUAUUUGUAUAAAAUAUAGACAAAAAGAUUGCAUAUAUAUUUUUGUGUAUAAGCUCUGUAAAAUAGCAAUCACGUUAUGAAGCUGCAGCAGAACUUCAUUUUAAACAUUCACAUCCAAAGAAACAGACUAUUUAUUGUCCACAUACCCUGAUUAUAAAAUAUACCUUGCUGCUAUUAAACAAUAGUGCUGCAGCUUCUUGUGGCCUACAGUGUUAUGUUUGCUGUACAAAAAUAUGUGAACUCCACAAAAUAUAUCAAUAAAAUUACAGAAUGGUUUUAG
Messenger RNA from Struthio camelus australis, 7146 nucleotides. The record is from RefSeq and is a predicted model, not a curated record. NCBI's taxonomy places the organism in Eukaryota, Metazoa, Chordata, Aves, Struthioniformes, Struthionidae.